UGACCGCCAUGAAAGUUCGCAAAUAGUAACCACUUCAACAAACAAAAGCUCCUUCAAUUGCGGCCAUUUAAACAAUGCACAACACACACGGGGAAAAUUUGCAAUCAAAACACAAUUCUAUUUUUUUCUCUUUUCAGCCACAACGAAGAAGAAAAAAAAUUUCUCUGAAUUGCUUCAACAAUGCAGUUUGCCAAACUCGAUGAUUCACCCAUGUUUCGGCAACAGAUACAAUUGAUGGAGGAAAGUGCUGACGUAUUGAGAGGGCGAUGUUUAAGGUUUUACAAAGGAUCACGCAAGUACACAGAAGCACUCGGGGAAGCUUAUGAGGGAGACAUAUCUUUUGUAAAUGCUAUUGAAACUUUUGGCGGUGGACAUGGUGAUCCUGUUUGUGUUGCUCUUGGAGGCCCAGUCAUGACCAAAUUCACAAUUGCUUUGAGAGAAAUUGGUACAUUCAAAGAAGUUCUUCGAUCACAGCUUUUGCAGGUAGAGCACAUGCUAAAUGAUAGGUUAAUGAAAUUUAUCAAUGUUGAUUUACAAGAUGUCAAGGAAGCCCGCAAACGCUUUGACAAAGCUUCUUUGGUAUACGAUCAGGCACGUGAGAAGUUUCUUUCAUUGAAGAAGAGCACUAGGGUUGAUGUAGCUGCUGUUAUAGAGGAGGAAAUGCACAAUGCAAGAUCCUUAUUUGAGCAAGCCCGCUUCCAGCUGGUUAGUUCUCUCUCUAAUGUUGAAGCCAAAAAAAGGUUUGAGUUUUUGGAGGCUGUUAGUGGGACAAUGGACGCUCACCUUCGAUUCUUCAAACAGGCAUAUGAGCUGUUACAUCAUAUGGAACCCUUCAUUAACCAGGUCUUGGCUUAUGCACAACAGUCAAGAGAAUGUUCCAACUAUGAGCAGGACUCUCUUCAUGAAAGGAUGAAGGAGUAUAUAAGGCAGAUUGCUCGAGAAAGUAAGAAUUCUUUAAAUGGUUCUUAUGGUUCUCCCAAGGGAGACAGCAUAAUAAGACCUUUUGGAAGGAAUUCAAACAAAGAGAUAGAGGCAGCUAUGCAAUCUGCUGCCAAGGGAAAGGUCCAAACUAUUCGACAAGGUUAUCUCUCAAAAAGGUCCUCUAAUUUGAGAGGGGAUUGGAAGAGAAGAUUUUUUGUUCUUGAUAGCCGAGGGAUGCUGUAUUAUUAUCGAAAACCCUGGAGCUGGCAUUCUGCAGCUUCAAGUCAAACGGAAACUAGUCAUGGGCUGCUGAGCCGGUGGCUUGCUUCUCAUCACCACGGGGGUGGACAUGAAGAAAAAUCUGUAGCACGACACAAAUUAAAUCUUUUGACCGCAACAAUUAAAGCUGAUGCCGAUCAGUCAGAUUUAAGGUUCUGCUUCAGGAUUAUCUCUCCAACAAAAGUUUACACUUUGCAGGCAGAGAAUGCGGCAGACCAAUCGGACUGGAUUGAAAAAAUAAAUGGAGUAAUUGCUUCUCUAUUGAGUUUUCAGACGCCGAGGAGGUGUCUUUCUGCUGAUCCCAUUGAUUAUGUCGAUCAUUGCUCUGGAACCGGAAGCGAAACUAGCUCAUAUGUGGAUUGCGCAGAUGUUGAUCAAACAGCACUAGAGGAAAACAACACAUCUGCAAGCCUUGCCUCGGGAAAUCAUUUUCAUAUUUCUAGAAGUGCGGGAGACUUGGGCAAAUUAACGAAAGGUGAAAAACCAAUUGAUUUGUUGAGAAGAGUAUAUGGGAAUGACAAAUGUGCUGAUUGUGGUGCAUCUGAGCCAGACUGGGCAUCCUUAAACCUGGGUAUUCUUAUAUGUAUCGAAUGUUCUGGUGUUCAUCGUAAUCUUGGGGUACAUAUAUCGAAGGUGAGAUCACUGACACUUGAUGUUAAAGUGUGGGAGUCAUCUGUAUUAAAUCUGUUUCAAUCACUGGGAAAUGUCUAUACCAACUCAAUCUGGGAGGAGUUGUUGCACGCUGGGAGUGGAAGUGGAAAUAAAUUUUCAUGUGAUAACAGGACUAUGGGAGCUUCCAAGAUUGACAAACACAAACAGUUUAUUGUGAGAAAACCUAGUCAUGAUGAUUCUAUUGCAGUAAAGGAGCAGUACAUUCAUGCUAAGUACGCUGAGAAAUUUUUUGUUCACAAGUCAAAGGAGACAAUGCAUCUCCCUUCAGUGGCGAAACAGGUGUGGGAAAGUGUCCGUGAUAAUGACAAGAAAGCAGUGUACCGGCAUAUUGUCUGUUCAGAAGUCAAUGUGAAUGCCAUCCACGGGCAAGUUCCAUGUAAUGUACUUUCAUUGGCCAAAGCGAUGCAAUUAGAAGAUCAGGAAAGCAGACAUAAAAAAAUCGACUCCUUCCCAAAGGAAUCUUUCGAUGAUCCCUUGUGCUAUCUUAACUCCUCAACUAUACAUGAAGAUAAGCUGAUAGAAGAAUCUUCUGAUGGCUGUUCACUGCUUCAUCUGGCCUGCCUGACUGCUGACAUUGGCAUGGUGGAACUUCUCCUACAGUAUGGUGCAAACGUAAAUGCUCCCGAUUCAAGUGGCAAGACGCCACUGCAUCAUUCUGUAAUUAGUGGGAGAACUUCAAUUGCAAAACUGCUGCUUGCAAGGGGAGCUGACCCGCAAGCUGUUGAUAGAGAUGGUAGUACUCCACUGCAGCUAGCAUCUACAACCUCGCAAGCGAAAGAGACUUUUGGCACAAACAGAUGAUACAGUAUGAAAAUUAUUCCAAGGGAAGAAAAACGGAGAUUUUGCAAGGACCUUUGUAUAAUUAAUUUAGACAAUUGGCACUGUAUGCCUCAUGCUGCCUUUUGCUUACCCAAAUACGUGUAAAUUAGUCAUGCAGUUGAGAGGACUUCUAUCAAAAAGGCAAAAAUAUCAUUUGUGCUGA
Molecule: messenger RNA, 2854 nt
Organism: Mangifera indica (mango)
Lineage: Eukaryota; Viridiplantae; Streptophyta; Magnoliopsida; Sapindales; Anacardiaceae
Product: ADP-ribosylation factor GTPase-activating protein AGD1-like
Exons: 19
Coding region: 181-2673 (830 amino acids)
Cellular component (GO): cytoplasm
Molecular function (GO): protein binding; GTPase activator activity
Source: RefSeq, a predicted model, not a curated record